Bursaphelenchus xylophilus (pine wood nematode) is the source of this 21686-nucleotide messenger RNA. NCBI's taxonomy places the organism in Eukaryota, Metazoa, Nematoda, Chromadorea, Rhabditida, Aphelenchoididae. The record is from the annotation of a GenBank genome assembly.
AUGAAUCGCAAGUACUCCGUCGAUGUAAGGAUUUUAUCUUCAUUUAAAUGAUAAGAUUAAUCGGGCCCUAGGAAGGUUUUUCACCUAUUUCAGGGUAUUUUAUUAACAUACACGUAUCACUGUAGUACAUAUGUAAAACAAUAAGUUAGAAGCCUCGGUUGCUUUUAUUAACCUACUAAUUUCACUUCCAAAUCCAUAAGAUUGGUCUUGAUAAGAGAACAGCUGAGCCGUUACGGACACUUUGCUGUAAUCAUCACGUCACUUCAGUUGUCUCUUUGCUUUUGCAUCAAAGCGAUUUUUUUUUAGGUAGGUUUUUCAUCAACAAACGCCCAUUCACAACACGGAAACGUUAUCAGUUUAUUUAUAUCAUAUAAUAAUCAAAAUUUUUGAGAACGCAUAAUUGCAAUUUAGGGCUAUUUAUGGCUGUGGAAUUUCAUGAGAUAUUGAACCAUCUUUGCGACCGAGAAAGUACGCGAAAUGCGGAGAGCGGCAGUAUAGAGAAAAACAAUUUUCGACCGUAUAUUUGAAAGUAAUUUCUUCCGACCAAGACUGGCAAGGACAUGGCCAAAAAGCGGGUUCAGCUCUGACCGCUCUCCGCGUUUUUUCAGCUCCAUCGGCCGUAAAGAUUGCUGGAUAUCUCGGAUGCACCUGAAAAGCCCGAGCUAAGUCUUUAAAACGCAUUUUAUUACAAAUCGUAGUUUGGCCCGGACAUUGUUAAAAUCAGUGUCUCAGAAUUGAACGAAAAUUGGUCAACUUAACCACUGAUAGGCACAAAACAUUCGCUUUCUUUGUUUUUGCCCAAAAUUACCGUAUGACGGCAUACUGUAACAUCAUUUUUAAAAAAAGAUAUGCCCUAAUCGAGAAAACGAAGCGCUAUUUCAGCGCAAAUUGAGUUCAGGUAUAUGUUUUCGACCAUGUACAACAUUUUUGUAAUUGUCACCGAAAACUAAAAAUUACAUCUAAGCUAUGUUACACUUGAGACAACAUACCAUUUCGGGUAUAAAAAAUGCAGUUCGGACGAGGCGCAGAUUUUGAAACCGGAAUACUAAAGUUCAAGCCUCGUCUAACAAACCAUAAAAAUUUCAGAAAGAUCAAAUAUAUAGUUUUUGAGAUAUCGGACAUUCAAUGUCUCAUGUGCAAGAUCACCUUGACCCGGAAAAAAUCUGGCAUUCUUAGGUUUUUGGCCAGGCGCAGAUUUUGAAAGUUUCCAAUACUUUUUUAUGAGAUUUUAGGAUGAUACAGGAAGUUACAGAGGAAAAAAAUGAAUAGUUUUUGAGAAAUCGACCAAAAUACCUUGUUUUAGGUCAUCAGAUGCCCGAAAAAAUCUGGCAUUCUUAGGUUUUUGGCUAGGCGCAGAUUUUGAAAGUUUCCAAUACAUUUUUAUGACAUUUUAGGAGGAUAUAGAAAGUUUCAGAGGAAAAAAAUGAAUAGUUUUUGAGAAAUCGACCAAAAUACCUUGUUUUAGGUCAUCAGAUGCCCGAAAAAAUCUGGCAUUCUUAGGUUUUUGGCUAGGCGCAGAUUUUGAAAGUUUCCAAUACUUUUUUAUGAGAUUUUAGGAUGAUACAGGGAGUUACAGAGGAAAAAAAUGAAUAGUUUUUGAGAAAUCGACCAAAAUACCUUGUUUUAGGUCAUCAGAUGCCCGAAAAAAUCUGGCAUUCUUAGGUUUUUGGCUAGGCGCAGAUUUUGAAAGUUUCCAAUACAUUUUUAUGACAUUUUAGGAAGAUAUAGAAAGUUUCAGAGGAAAAAAAUGAAUAGUUUUUGAGAAAUCGACCAAAAUACCUUGUUUUAGAUCAUCAGAUGCCCGAAAAAAUCUGGCAUUCUUAGGUUUUUGGCUAGGCGCAGAUUUUGAAAGUUUCCAAUACUUUUUUAUGAGAUUUUAGGAUGAUACAGGAAGUUACAGAGGAAAAAAAUGAAUAGUUUUUGAGAAAUCGACCAAAAUACCUUGUUUUAGGUCAUCAGAUGCCCGAAAAAAUCUGGCAUUCUUAGGUUUUUGGCUAGGCGCAGAUUUUGAAACUUUCCAAUACUUUUUUAUGACAUCUUAGGAGGAUAUAGAAUGUUUCAGAGGAAAAAAAUGAAUAGUUUUUGAGAAAUCGACCAAAAUACCUUGUUUUAGGUCAUCAGAACACAGAAUCGUAGCCAUCGGCGUACAUUUGACAAAAGUUUUGCAGAGAGCUCGAAUUUAUUUGUGACAAUUUGGAAAAAAAACUGUAACACACACAUAUAUCUCGGAAAAAAAAGAGAUGCCUUGGUCGAAUUUUCCAGCAACUUGACCUAUAACAGGUUCACCAUGGUCGAUAUCUCAAAAACUAUUCAUUUUUUCCUCUGAAACUUCCUGUAUCAUCCUAAAAUGUCAUAAAAAUGUAUUGGAAACAAAUCUGCGCCUAGCCAAAAACCUAAGAAUGCUAGAUUUUUUCGGGCAUCUGAUCACCUAAAACAAGGUAUCUUGGUCGAUUUCUCAAAAACUAUUCUCUUUUUUCCUCUGAAACUUCCUGUAUCAUCCUAUAAAGUCAAAAGAAUGUAUUGGAAACUUUUAAAAUCUGUGCCUAGUCAAAACCUAACAAUACCAGAUUUUUUCGGGCAUCUGAUGACCUAAAGCAAGGUAUUUUGCUCCAUUUCUCAAAGACCAUUCACUUUUUUCCUCUGCAACUUCCUGUAUCAUCCUAAGAUGUUAAAAGAAUGUAUUGGAAAGCUUUCAAAAUCUGCGCCUAGCCAAAAACCUAAGAAUGCCAGAUUUUUUCGGGCAUCUGAUGACCUAAAGCAAGGUAUUUUGGUCGAUUUCUCAAAAACUAUUCACUUUUUUCCUCUGAAACUUCCUGUAUCAUCCUAAAAUGUCAAAAGAAUGUAUUGGAAACAAAUCUGCGACUAGCUAAAACCCUAAGAAUGCCAGAUUUUUUCGGUCACCGGAUGACGUAAAACAAGGUAUUUUGGUCGAUUUCUCAAAAACUAUUCAACUUUUUCCUCUGCAACUUCUUGUAUCAUCCUAAAAUGUCAUAAAGAAUGUAUUGGAAACUUUUAAAAUCUGUGACUAGCCAAAAACCUAAGAAUGCUAGAUUUUUUCGGGCAUCUGAUGACCUAAAACAAGGUAUUUUGGUCAAUUUCUCAAAAACUAUUCACUUUUUUCCUCUGAAACUUCCUGUAUCAUCCUAAAAUGUCAUAAAAAUGUAUUGGAAAGUUUCAAAAUCUGCGCCUAGCCAAAAACCUAAGAAUGCCAGAUUUUUUCGGGCAUCUGAUGACCUAAAGCAAGGUAUUUUGCUCCAUUUCUCAAAAAGCAUUCACUUUAUUCCUCUGAAACUUCCUGUAUCAUCCUAUAAAGUCAAAAGAAUGUAUUGGAAACUUUUAAAAUCUGUGCCUAGCCAAAAACCUAAGAAUGCUAGAUUUUUUCGGGCAUCUGAUCACCUAAAACAAGGUAUCUUGGUCGAUUUCUCAAAAACUAUUCAACUUUUUCCUCUGCAACUUCUUGUAUCAUCCUAAAAUGUCAAAAGAAUGUAUUGGAAACUUUUAAAAUCUGUGUCUAGCCAAACCCUAACAAUACCAGAUUUUUUCGGGCAUCUGAUGACCUAAAACAAGGUAUUUUGGUGAAUUUCUCAAAAACCAUUCACUUUUUUCCUCUGAAACUUCCUGUAUCAUCCUAAAAUGUCAUAAAAAUGUAUUGGAAACAAAUCUGCGCCUAGCCAAAAACCUAAGAAUGCCAGAUUUUUUCGGGCAUCUGAUGACCUAAAACAAGGUAUUUUGGUCGAUUUCUCAAAAACUAUUCACUUUUUUCCUCUGAAACUUCCUGUAUCAUCCUAAAAUGUCAUAAAAAUGUAUUGGAAACUUUCAAAAUCUGCGCCUAGCCAAAAACCUAAGAAUGCCAGAUUUUUUCGGGCAUCUGAUGACCUAAAACAAGGUAUUUUGGUCGAUUUCUCAAAAACUAUUCAUCUUUUUUCCUCUGAAACUUCCUGUAUCAUCCUAUAAAUGUCAUAAAGAAUGUAUUGGAAACUUUCAAAAUCUGCGCCUAGCCAAAAACCUAAGAAUGCCAGAUUUUUUCGGGCAUCUGAUGACCUAAAACAAGGUAUUUUGGUCGAUUUCUCAAAAACUAUUCAUCUUUUUUCCUCUGAAACUUCCUGUAUCAUCCUAUAAAUGUCAAAAGAAUGUAUUGGAAACUUUCAAAAUCUGCGCCUAGCUAAAACCCUAAGAAUGCCAGAUUUUUUCGGGCAUCUGAUGACCUAAAACAAGGUAUUUUGGUCGAUUUCUCAAAAACUAUUCACUUUUUUCCUCUGAAACUUCCUGUAUCAUCCUAAAAUGUCAUAAAAAUGUAUUGGAAACUUUCAAAAUCUGCGCCUAGCCAAAAACCUAAGAAUGCCAGAUUUUUUCGGGCAUCUGAUGACCUAAAACAAGGUAUUUUGGUCGAUUUCUCAAAAACUAUUCAUCUUUUUUCCUCUGAAACUUUCUGUAUCAUUCCUAAAAUGUCAUAAAGAAUGUAUUGGAAACUUUCAAAAUCUGUGCCUAGCCAAAAACCUAAGAAUGCCAGAUUUUUUCGGGCAUCUGAUGACCUAAAACAAGGUAUUUUGGUCGAUUUCUCAAAAACUAUUCACUUUUUUCCUCUGAAACUUCCUAUAUCAUCCUAAAAUGUCAUAAAAAUGUAUUGGAAACUUUCAAAAUCUGCGCCUAGCCAAAAACCUAAGAAUGCCAGAUUUUUUCGGGCAUCUGAUGACCUAAAACAAGGUAUUUUGGUCGAUUUCUCAAAAACUAUUCAUUUUUUUCCUCUGAAACUUCCUGUAUCAUCCUAUAAAUGUCAUAAAGAAUGUAUUGGAAACUUUCAAAAUCUGUGCCUAGCCAAAAACCUAAGAAUGCCAGAUUUUUUCCGGGUCAAGGUGAUCUUGCACAUGAGACAUUGAAUGUCCGAUAUCUCAAAAACUAUAUAUUUGAUCUUUCUGAAAUUUUUAUGGUUUGUUAGACGAGGCUUGAACUUUAGUAUUCCGGUUUCAAAAUCUGCGCCUCGUCCGAACUGCAUUUUUUAUACCCGAAAUGGUAUGUUGUCUCAAGUGUAACAUAGCUUAGAUGUAAUUUUUAGUUUUCGGUGACAAUUACAAAAAUGUUGUACAUGGUCGAAAACAUAUACCUGAACUCAAUUUGCGCUGAAAUAGCGCUUCGUUUUCUCGAUUAGGGCAUAUCUUUUUUAAAAAUGAUGUUACAGUAUGCCGUCAUACGGUAAUUUUGGGCAAAAACAAAGAAAGCAAAUGUUUUGUGCCUAUCAGUGAUUAAGUUGACCAAUUUUCGUUCAAUUCUGAGAUGCCGAUUUUAACAAUGUCCGCCCUCUGUUAGGCUAACAUAAGCUCCAAAGUGCGGCAAAACGCGUUUUAAGGGAUUGGUACUGGUCCUUCCGGACUGAUUUUUUCACUAUGACAAAAUAGUCAGCGACACUCGGAAAAAGCCUAUUGCAUGGCAGGAAAUCGCACAAUACAAAAAAAAACCUUUGUUUUCUCAAAGUGCAGACGCCAAAAAUCAGUCCGGCGACUUUCCGGAAGGACUAGGAUGUGGCUUCUGUCCAAAGCGCGUGCAAAUUUUAAAAAGAAUCCGGGUGUCGAAGUUGAACUUCUAAUUAGAUGUAAAAUAAACUGUAAAUACAUAAAAAAGUAGAAUAAAAAAUAUCAAUACGUUAAAGAUUAUCUAUGUCGAUAAGAAUCGGGGAUUUUUUUUACCAUCUCGUCAUAGUUCCUCUUCUCCUUGAAGUCUAAACUUUUGCUCACAAUAAUUUCUUCAACUCUGUGUAGGAGAGUCAAUCUUUGCUCCGGAAAACAUACUAUAUUAUACAUAUUAAUCCCAUACAUACUAUCAUUGCAUUUUCAAAAAAAGGCUUAUGAAAAAACACAAGGGAAUUCUCACAAAUUUAUCACUGUUUACACUGAUAAUUCCUCUCUCUCUCUCUUCUUUUACCAAUAACCGUGCAGAAGUCAACGCAAUUUUCGCCUUAAUAAAUGUUGCUUAUGUUUCAGGAAGUCCACAUCCGUCAAGCGCGCUAGUUGUUUUAUUGCCGUAAUAACCCGUAAACCCACAAAAAAAACAUUUGAAUGCCCUUUUCUGUUUGCUUUCUUCGAAUCCCGUAUCAAUUUCGGCCUCUAUUUUUAAAAUAAUAAUUUUGGGUUUUAUGAGACUCAAUUUUUUCCACUUUUUUUCAAUUCGCGCCUUAUCAGAGCGCAAUUUCAACUUUGUGAAUACUAUUAGUAGUUACGUAAAGUGCAUGGACAAUUCUUCUCUUCUGUGUAUUCGGAACUCCCACGUUUCUCGCCACCGCACGGUGAAUUUUUUCUUUUCGCACAGUGCACAUCUCAAAAAAAAAAAAAAAAAAACCGAUUGCACUGUGCAAAUUACAUAUAAUGUCGCAGCGAUAUUUGGAUGCACGGUGCGAAAACCAAAAAGAAAGUGAAAUGCACAGUGCAAAAUUGGAGUUUUUCGAGCACGGUGCGGGACGCGACAAAAUGUCCAUGCACUUUAUUAAAAUACUAAUACCGGUCUGUCGGGAGAAUAAUGUGGAUUUGUCGCGUCUUGGCAUCGCUCAUCAUCGUUUUGCGACGGCUAGUUGCGAAUGGGGAUUUGCUCCGCGACAAAUCCACAUUAUUUUCCCGACAGACUGAUACUGUUGCAGUAGGCAUUGUGGAAAACUGAAAGGAUAUUUUCUUGUUCUUUUUUGGCUAGUUGAAGGUGUUGAGACCAGAAAUAUCAGUCUGUCGGGGAAAUAAUGAGCAUCGCGUCGCUGUCCCAAUCUCCUCGCAGAGGUCAAAAAGUGUAAGCAAAUUUCAUUUUGCCGCUACACAAUUCAUUUUCUCGGCGGCGAUGCGAUUUUCGAUGCGACAGAGCGCUCAUUAUUUUCCCGACAGACUGGAAUUUCGGGCCCGGCCGGGCCAAAAUCCGUGCACUGUCUAGGCCAAAGGAAAUUCAAAACGAGCCGGACCGGAGGCUCGCUCCGAACCUUUUUGAAACCCAUUUUUGCUGUCAGUCAAUUUACUCUGCCUUCUAGCCUACAAACCCUGCAACAUUUCAUUCCCCUUUUUCGAAUGCACCGAAACUCCAUUUCCAAUGCAUUAUUCCGCGGGUUUUGUUUUCAAUCUGUCAGUAGGCAACAAUUAUAACGCCACAGCGUCGUUUUCGCUUUGCAGGAGCAAAGGCUAAAAUAUGGCCAAGAGGUGGUUUUAUUGGGGCACUUUCAUUUUUGUUUCAAAAAACGGUUUGCGCUUUUUUCGGGCUCCCGAAAAAGCGCUCACCGAAUCGCGAAGGUAAAUCAUAAAAAUCGAGCGCUCCCCUUCGGGGCGUAUGAGUAAUUCGCGCGACGCUGAAAAAAAGCGACGGGGAAAAAGGAAGCUGAAAAAGAGAGUUUUCUCGUCCGAUUUCUCCCGUUUCCAUCAAUUUUUGCUCGUUUUAAGCCGAUAAAACCCUGUUCUUCGUUGUGUUCAGGGCCAUUUUGACUGUCGGUUAUUAGGAAAAUUUAUGUGAAAUCUGAUAUCCAUAUUUUUCAAACGAUUUUUUAGAGGAAAUUACGGGUUUCUGAAGUGUUUUUGAUCUAUUUUUUUCAUAUUUUUUUGACAAAAGAGUUGCAUCAAAUGCGAUACUCAGAUGUUGCUGAAACUUGGCACAAAUAUAAACUACUAUUUUCUAAUGCAUACUAGACCGUUUUGAAAGUUGCUAGGGUGAUUUUGGCGACAUGCACUGUGAGAAACAAAGCUCACUUUGCACUGUGCAAUUUCUUGCUUUUUGCACCACCAAGCAAUAGGCUUUUUUGAGCUCUCGCUCGCACCCUGAAUUUCUUUGCGCAGUAGUUGUCAAUUUUUUUUAAAAAAUCACUGCAGCCACUGUAUGAAUAUAAAAUUCCAAGCCUGCACCUUGUAAAAAAGUACAAUAUUUUUAGAGUGAAAGUUCGGAAAAACGGAAGAAUUUUUUUGCGAAUUUUAGCAUUAGAAGUUGCAUAUUCAUUAUACAGCACCGUCGAGGGUAAUUUUGCCACGAAAAGAUCAAGUUUUUUCCUCACAAAACUGGCAAAUACAUAUAUGGCCAAAAAAGUGUUUUCCCCUGAUCGCUCUCCGCAUUUCGCCUACAAAUUUUAACAUUUUUUCUUGCCUAUUUCUAUCGUAGAGGAUAAUUUUCCCAUAAAAAAUCGGUUUUCUCCGCACGAAAACGGCAUAGAUAUGGGCUAAAAGCUGUUUUUUAUUUUCUCUAGCGACUCUUCUCAUUUUCGACUAUUCUCUCGGCCGCGAAGACCGCUGAAUAUCUCGGCUGCACGUGUAAAGCGCGAGCUACAGCCUUCAGCAAAUGAUAUGCGGUAUAUUCCCGACAUGUGUGCGAAGUUGAGAAAAAUCCGAGAGUCGCACUUGUAGCCAUCUUCUUCCAAAGUUCCCUCCAAUUUCGUUCCAUUUGCCGUCUUUUUUUUGAGCCUCAUUUCUGUAUUUUUCGAGGGUAUUAGAUUCGAAAAGGUGUUUCGAUAACAUAACGUGUUAUUGCUCGGAAAGGUUUGUGGGUUUUAUGAGGGCAAAGGGUUAGACUUUUUUUUGCUGGGAAUCAAAAAGUUUCUCGUUCGGGAAUUGUUGUUGAUAUGCGAUUUCUCUCGCUUUUCCGAUUGUCUUUGUAUUCUGUUCGUCGUUUUUUGGUAGUUUGAGGCUAGACGCGGCUCUAGCCUCAUACUAGCACAAAAUUUGGGCCGUCUGGACUGACCAUUUUUUGGCCCGUGGGGCGGGCGGAGUAGCACAGCUGCGAAAAGAUAUAAAUUACAUUAUAGCUUUAAGAAUUCAGUCUGUCGGGAAAAUAGUGUUGGAUCGUCGCAGCAAAAUGCCACGUCAAAAAAAGGCGUAGUCGCGCAUCGAAUUUCCAGCUGCGGCCAGCCGUCGCAAAGCGUUGAUGGGCCAUUCCAAGGCGCGAAAAAUUCACUUCAUUUUCCUAACAGCCUGAUAGAAAAGAAUGUUAAAUUAACCGUUAAAAGUCUUGAGGACUAUUUUUGCGACACUGUUAGAAAAAAUGAAGGACUUUUUUUAUAAAAGUACUGUACGGUAGCCAAAAUAAAGCAGGGUUAAAUUCUCUGCCAUUUUUUUUGUUUUCAGUUUUUUUUGGAGCUGUUAGCUGCAUAGUUAGUUACAAUGUUUGUUAUACAUAAAUAUUAGGAUAUGUAUAGGAUACACUGGUAGACAGAAGCCGGGAAAUUUGAAACGGGCCGGGCCAACCUUUCCUUGCCGCGGCCAGCCGUCGCAAAGCAACGAUGGGCGAUUUCAAGGCGCGGCAAAUCCACAUUAUUUUCCCGACUGACGGAUACUAGUCACGCCAUAAAUUCCAUAGAAUUUUUCAUCCCUUUUUUCCUACGCGCCGCUGCGACUUCCCGUUUUUGCACUAGCAACAUGCACUUUUCUGCAAGCUCACCCCGCAACGUCGCCGAAAAAAAUCAACGGUCUUUGUGGCGCGACCAAUACUACUUUAAUUUUCCUUUCUAAUUACCUUGCCCUUUUAAUUUUUUUGUAACCCAAGAAGCUCUUGGUUUUUGCCCUUUUACCCUCUUUGUUUGCUGGUCGUAAAACCCAAAUUGUAACAAAUGUUGGCACAACGAAAAUAAGAAUUUUUUUAUUUAGCCUUUUGAUGCCUCUGGGCUGUCUCCUGGCCUUUAUAAGCCUAAUUUGGAAAUUAAUUUUUUUGCUGCAUUUUUUUUUUCAAAAGUUUUCGGGUUUCGGGUUGUGGGUGGCGACCACUAGGCUACAUUCUAGCUCAUGAAAGUUUAAUUUUAAGCGGAAAACAGCUCAAAUUCCGGGAAAAGCGGGUCGAAACGUGGGUAACUUUUUGAACGAACGGGUGGGAUGUGUGUAGGAGGGGAUAGUAAAUGUCGUAUUGUCGUAUGAUCUGAGAGGGGGCUUGGUAUAAAAACAAGGGGAAGUUGGGGAAGUUUGGAUUUGGAAUUUUGGGCUAUUGGCUAAUUGUAGGAGAAAAAUUUAUGUAUACGAAUAAAUGGGUGAGUUAGUAUCUUUUGAAGAUUGGAUAAGUUGGUAUCUUUUGAAGGACUAUACUGAGGGACUUCAAAAGGUUCAGUUAUGAAGAGGAUUUGUUUGUACUGGAUUUGACGCUACGACUUUUUGUUCAACGACAACUCAGGUCGAAAAUAUUUUUGGGUAGAUUGAUCAGGUCCUAGCAUAGCUUAUCACCUUUUUUGAGGCAUUUUGCAUGUACUACUGCAAUAAUAAUGCACAGAUAAAGCUUGGAUCUUUGUGUUUUUGGAGCAAGUCUUAGUCCUCACUGUGCUAAAACAACUCGGGAUCAAAAAAACUAGGAUUAGCAAUAGAUAAAAUUAGUGAAAGUGGUGUUACUGUAAGCCUCCGCAAAACCUACGCCUGGCCUUUGGCAAACAUCCGCCUAGCAUUCAACGGUUUUCACAGGUCUCGUAGGCACCUUCUACUACCUCUUUUUUUGGGUACCCGUCGGUCCUGGGAAUUGUAUCGAUCGAUUUUAUGUUGACCCGGGCUGUCGUUCACCGCUGCAGUUUGGUGUAAAGCGUUUUAACAUUAUUUGCUAUAUCUUUUUAUUUUAACCAAAAAAAAAUGAGAUUUUCAAAAAAUCCGUCUUUCAGGAACCAGGUCCCAAUGCGCAGAAGCGUCGUGGGUUGUUUGCAACGUCGCAAAAGGUAAACGGCCACAUCUUCUACCAGCAGCACCCCACCCAGCACACCUACCACUCCGGCGCCUCCGUGCACGCGAGUUCGGCGGGCCAGCCGCUGAGCAGUCUGUUCAUGAGUGGGCACACGUUCUCCGGCUCCUCCAAGGACAGCGGCCUCAGCACCUCGUCCUCGGCGUCCUCGUCGUUGCGAGCCGCGCAACGGGUGCAUCAUGUGCGGAACAAUCGGAAUUGGCGCUCGGCGACGGGCAGCUAUGGAAGCGGGAGGUUUUGGUCGCUGAGAGCGAGUGAAUUCGACAUGGAGAAGGUGGUGAAUUCGAUGGAAAAAGGGCAUAGAGUAGGUUUGUGGAGGGUGUUGGGGCUAUCAGGCUGUCGGGAAAAUAAUGCGCACGAGUGAAAAGCAAUUUUAUUAUGUCGAGACACACAAUUCAUUUUCUUUACGGCAAAGCGAUUUUCGAUGCGACAGAGUGCUCAUUAUUUUCCCGACAGGCUGAUAGUCCAUUUGGAAUGUUGUUGAAGUGAUUUCGGCAACAUACACUGUGCAAAAAAGUCAGGUAGAAGCGACAAUCCAAAACCCCUAUUGCACAGUGCAAAAACGAACAAAUUGCACGGUGCAAGGUGAACUUUUGUUUUUUCACAGUGCAUGCCGCAAAAAUCAUUCUAGCGACUUUACGAACCGACAAGUUGAAAUCCUCUUCAAUUUUACCACUAUCGGUAACCCAAAUGAAAGCAAAAAAGCUCCUAAAAUGCGGUGUCAUAAGACUUUUUUGAUUUGGCAGACUCUCCUCAUUUUACGUGCUCUCUCGCAUAAAAGGGAUUGUCGGACAUCUCGGCCAUGCUUAUGCAAAAACAACUAAAAUUUUAAGAGUGCCACUGCAUAAAAUUUGAAAAAAGUCGACCAGUCAAUUACCCAAAAAAACCUCAUUUUUUAUCCAUCAUCUUGGCCUCCUCUUUUCAGGUCUGCAAACUUCUUCUCCUCAAAAAAUGGGAUCCAUCGUACAAAAAGCUAUGGUUCAACCGCGAGACCCGUCAAAUCAUACUCACAAAAUACGAUGACAAAGCUCCAAACAAGACUUGCUGCAUGUCCAAGCCACAAAUGCUCGAUAUAAUGCUGAUCAAAGAUGUGCAGACGCUCGACUUCAAGAUUCACAAAAUGAAAAUUCACGACAAAUGGAGGAAAGACCGGGAGUUGCAGCGAUUCCAGUCCGACUGGAUUCUGAUUGUGAGCUAUGGCCAUGGGUUUGUGCUGAAUCAUUGGAUUUUACUUUGUAAGUGAAAAACCUACGCAUUUUUGAAAGAGCGUAGUAUCAGUUUGUCGGGAAAAUAAUGAGCGUUCUGUCGCAGCGAAAAUCGGCGCUGCGAUUUUUCGGGUCAGCGACAGUUUGGGUCAACGAUACUAUGGAUAGUGUCAGUUCGUCGUUGCAUGCAUGGAGAGGCUAGGAGAAGGCUUAUUUAGUAGAAAUAAGAAGAUUGAUCGGGUUCUAGAAUGGCUUAUAACUUACAUCGAAGUAUUUUACAUGUACUCACAUCAAUAAUACUAGAUAAAAGUCACUGAUCAUCGUUUAUUGCCGCAAAUUUUGCUCUUUUAUAUCUCACAAUAUCUCAAGGUAAAGAAAACUAACGUUAUUGGUAGCUAAAAUUAGAAAAAGUGGGCACAUUGCAAGUCUCCGCGGGGCCUUCGCCGAGCGUCCGCCGGCCAUCCAACGGCUUUGCCAGGCCUCGUAGGCACAAACUUUUUUGACGCUCCGUCUGUCCUACGCCCCGUAUCGAACGAUUUUGAGUUGACCCGAACUGUCGUUGACCCGAAAAAGAUGAUUAGUAAUAAAUAAAAAACCAUUCCCUUGUUUCACCUUUCACCUCGUCCCUUUCCAGUCGACAGUGCCGAAGCGUGCAAGCACUGGUGCCAAGGACUGCAACACCUUCGAAUGGAAUGGAUGGAGGCCUCUCAUUUCCUAAUUAUGGAGCGUUGGCUUCGCAAACAGUUUUACAGUAUUGUGAAUAUGGAUACAAAUACGUAAGCGGAGAGUUCAACCCGGAACCAAGGUUGUUCCUUGCAGAACAAAUCAAGAUUAAAAAGUGGGAGGCAUGUGAUCGCAUAGUUUAAAAGGCCCCUAAGGGCUUUUCGAAGACUGUUUUUGGACUCAAAUUAGUUGAUCUCUGAAGGAAUAGGGUACUGACAGUCUGUUGGGGGAAAUAACGAGCACUCUGUCGCAUGGAAAAUCGUAUUGAAUGGUGUUGAAUGAAAAUGAAUGAUGUCGAGGCGAACUCAAAUUUUUUCUCACUUCAGCAACGCGAUUGGCGGAGCGACAUUGUGCUCGUUAUUUUCCCGACACACUGAUGGUUGAGAAAAUAAUUAUUUAAAGUUUUUGGCGUGUCUGCAUCGUGGAAAUACCUUCUCGCUUCAUAUCGCAUUGUCACAAACGACGUCAAGGCGAAAUGAACUGUGCGCGGCAACCACGCACAGUGCAAAGUUGUCUUUCUAAAAAAAAGCAGUCUGUGUCACGCAGUGAACUUCCCCAUAACGAUACCCGCCUGCUAGUCCGUAUGAAAAGUCGCUGGGAUGAUUUAGACGACAUGCCCCGUACACAAAAAAGCAGGAUGCAAGCGACAUCCCAAAAAAGCCUGUUUCACCGUGCAAAAAGUUAGAAAUUGCACAGUGCAAAGUUAACUUUUGUUUUCGCACAGUGCAUGUCGCCAAAAUCAGCCCGGCGACUUUCCGGACGGACUGUUUACAUCAGUCUUUGUUAUUUUAUAUUUGCACCGUGCAGAUUUUUUAGUUAGUGGCUGCACGGUGCAAAAUCCAUUUAAAGAUUUUUUGGCGAUAUUUUUGAACUUUUUACGACCCUAAAACCGAGAUAUUUUUUAUUAAUAUUACUUUUGUCAGAUGGUAAAGGGUUAUAUCUUUGAACUGAAAAAAUAUUUGAUUGGGUCGAAAUCUGACUUGUGACUUCCUCGUUGUCAUUAAAAAGACCGUAAUUUGGUUUUGUUUUUUUUCAGAAUUACAAUUCGACAUAUGAAACCUUUUGUGCAAACGACUUUACAAUGUAAAGUGCAAUCAAAACAACUUCAGGAGAUUACAGAGGUAUUUAUUUAUUAAAAAUUUUUUUUUAUGUUCUAAUUUUAUUUUUUUCUAUUUAAAUUUUUUUUCAGGGAGAAAUGGGCUUUGAAGCCUUCGUCCUCGCCCAUAAUCGCCUGCAGAAUUUGAAUUUCAUUUUUCAAAAAUACUUUCAAUUUUUAUCCGAUGAAAAUCAAAGAGUUACUGUUGAUAACUUCUUCAAUUUUGUUCAGGAAUACCAACAUGUAAGUUUUUUUUCUAAUAAAAAAAUUCCAGAAUUUUUUGAUAAAAAUGUGAAUAAAAAACUUUAUGUAAAAAAUCAAAAAAAAUCACGGAAUUUAACAGUAAAUUAAUUUUUUUAUGUUUUGAAGCCAAAAAAAACUGCAAAAUUUUCAAUUUUUAUUUGUCAAAAAAGUUUUUUAUUUUUUAUUUUUAAUCAAAAAAAUCCCAAAAAACCGCGAUAAGAAACGGGAAACCCCAUAAAAAACAAUUUUUAAAAUUUUUCGUCAGAAAAUGCCGUUUUCAAAAAUCAAGAAAAAAUCAUAAAGAUUUUUUUAGGUAAAUAAAUGAUUUUUAUGUUUUCAGUUCAAAAAAUUACAAAAAUUUCAAUAUUUUCAUAAAAAAAAUAGUAUUUUUAUUAUUUUGUAUCAAAAAAUCAAAAAUUUUUUUUAAUUUCAAGGCUCAAAAAAAUCCUAAAAACCAAUUUUUAACUUUUCCCCCAAAAACCCCAAUUUUCAGGACGAAAUCGGCUUUUCCAAAGACACCGCAGUCGAUUUUCUCCGCUCAUAUCUGCGAGAAGUGGAUCUUUGCCGCGAUAUUCCGGAGCCUUUCUUGACCACCGAAGAAUUUGUUGAUUUUUUGUUUUCGCGGGAAAAUACAAUUUUUGACCCGAUUAAUCAUAACGUUGUGCAUGACAUGACCCAGCCCCUGACCAACUAUUGGAUCGCUUCUUCACAUAAUACGUGAGUUUUUUUGGGGGAAAUUAAUGUUAGUGUCAAUUUGUCGGGAAAAUAAUGAGCACAAUUUCGCUGCGGCGAUCGUAUUGCUGAAAUGAAAAGAAAUUUGAUUUUUCCGCGGUACAAAUCAUCAUUUUUCUCGGCGGCGAUGCGAUUUUUGAUGCGACAGAGUGCUUGUUAGCAUUUUCCCGACGGACUGAUGAUGAUAAUGCAAUGAUCGGCGAUUUUAAAGCGCAAAAAAUCCACAUUAUUUUCCCGACACCCUUUUUCAGAGAGACUAAUUUUUCACACACCCUUUUUUGAACCUUUUUCCUCUGAAUUAGAAAUGGCUCUGGCGCCGAGCCGGGCCGAAAAUCGCAGCCCGGCCCCCAAGAAUUCGGCUCGGCCUUGGCCCCUUUUCAAAUUCUCUCGGUCCGAAUCUAUCUUGCAAAAAAAUUACCAGUCUGUCGGGAAAAUAAUGAGCACAAUUUCGCUGCGCCGAUCGGGUCUCUGAAGUCAAAAAAAAACUAGAUUUUUUUGCGGCACAAAUCGUUUUUUCUUGGCUGCGAUGCGACUUUCGCGGCGACAGAGUGCUCAUUAUUUUUCAGACAGACUGAUAUAAAAUAAAAACAUCUUUUCUUUUAGAUACUUAACCGGUGAUCAACUCAAAUCCGAGAGCUCCCUCGACGCCUACGCUCAUGCCUUGCUCAUGGGCUGUCGUUGUGUUGAACGUAAGUGUAACAGACACAUUGCUCGGGUAUUUUACCUCCUCGUGCGCCAUAUUUUACCCCCUUUUUUUUAUUGCCGCGCCUUCAACUGUUCUCACUUUUUUAGUGGACUGCUGGGACGGUCAAAAGAAGUCGUCGGGGGAGUUCAGCGAGAUUGUCAUCUACCACGGCUACACCAUGACCACAAAACUCAACCUUCGCGAUGUGCUGUUGACCAUCAAACACUACGCUUUUCAGACCUCCGAUUAUCCGGUGAUUUUGUCCAUCGAGGACAAUUGUUCGGUCCCGGCGCAAAGGCUUAUGGCCAAGGAAAUUUCGGUUGGUUGACUCUCAUUUUACGUACUCUCUCGCAAAACGUGUUGAAUAUCUCAGCUGCGGCCGCAAUAAAAAAGCUAAAAUUUACAGUGAUUGAUUCUCGGCACAUUUACAGUUCAUGAUUAAAAUUUCAAAAAAAUCGACUGGUCGAAUUUCCGUAAACUUAAUUUUGAAUUUUGCCGUCUAACACUUCAUUAAUUGUCUUUCAGGAAGUUCUCGGCGAUCUGCUGUUAACUCAGCCAGUUAGUAAAGACGAGACUCGACUUCCCUCGCCUUCUGCCCUGCGGCACAAGAUCAUAUUGAAGCACAAGAAGCUUCAACUCGAAGGUGACACCAUCACUUUGGCGCCCUCCUUGGAGGAGGACAUGGAAACGGACCUCCUCUCCAAGGAGUGCGUCAAACGCGGUGUGUUGUCGCUGUACGAUGAGAAUUCAAAGGCAUGGGAGAAGCAUGUGUUCGUCCUGUUCCCGGAUCGUCUUUGCUACGUGAUGGAGCCGUACGUGGAGGAGCAGCGCGCUGACUCGGAUAGUACGUCGCAGACGGGCGACGACGAAAGCAUGGGGGCCGAAAACACCCCCUCAGGGUUUGGUGUGCGGCCCGAAGAGAUGCAUGUGACGGAGGAGUGGUUUCACGGGAAGGUGGGCCGCGAUGAGGCCAAGGAACGCCUCCUCGAACACAAAGACCCCGCUGGCAAUGUGGUGUAUUUGGUGCGGGAGAGUGGGACCUUUAUCGGUGACUAUACGCUGUCGUUUAUUCAUGCCGGCAAAGUGCAUCAUUGUCGAAUCAAGACCAAGAUGGUGGAUGGCGAAAAGAAGUUCUUCUUUUUGGAGUCCAACAAGAAGGAUACCCUCUAUGAAUUGAUCAGUUAUUACACGAAACACACACUCGACACCCCGGCUUUCAGAUCGUAUUUGAGUAUUCCUUGCCCACAACCACAACCGCAUCUGAAUCAACCGUAAGUUUAGCAGCUUUUGAGAUAGAAAUAAGAUCAAAAAAAUUUCCUGGCAGAUUGAUAUAUCUCGACUGGACGUGGAAAGCGCGAACUAUAAUUUUCAGAUAUUGAUGUCUGGUCUAUAGUUCAUAUGUAUGUGUGCAAACUUUAAAGAAAAUCUGAGCGUCGCAGUUGGAGUACUUCCCUUGUUAACUCAACAACUUGUUGCUAUAUCUUACAAUGUCAAAAACUUAAAUUUUCUAUGGCCUUUUUGAAAUUUAGACCUAGCCUUACCUCAACAAUUUUUACUUAUAAUCAAUCCUACUUCAGCUGGUUCUCCCCAUCCGCCGACAAAAAGCGGGCCGAGGAGCUGCUGAACACGGUCCCCGAAGACGGCGCCUUCCUCAUUCGCUACAGUUCAACCGACCAAAACGUCUUCGUCCUCUCGCUCAAGGUGGACGGAGAAUUUUGGCAUUACCGACUGAAACGGGACGGUCGAAUUUUCGUCGUAAAUCAGACUGUUUUUGAGAACUUGAAUCAAGUUGUUGAUUAUUAUUCAACCCACGACUUUGUCCGAGGAAUAUGCUUGAAGUUCCCGGUGAACGAGCAAAAUGUUGGAGAGUAUAUCAGCGAGUUCCCGGCACAAGUUGGAUGCUAUAUGGAGCUGAAGGACUUGGAGCAAGAAGUGAGUGGGAAACCGAGAUUUUUUUGAAAUUUAGCGAUGUAAAAGUUGCUAAGAUUGUUGGGAAAUGGCUUUAAUAUAGUCUAAACUUGCUAAAUUCUGGAACAAAAAUGUCUUGAGACCAUUUACUUGCAUUUUGACAUUUCGUCGCAAUUUUUGACGAAAUGUCACAAAAGUUAUUGAUUUUUUGAAAAUGCACAAAAACCAAUUUUUCGCUGACAUUUGAGCUAGUCAAGUAAAAAAUACAAGAAAAUUAUUUUUGACACUUCGUCUUUAUUUUUGACGAAGUGUCAAAAAAUUAUUGACUUUUUGAAAAACGGUAUUUUUUGCAGAAAUUAGUUUUUAAAAGCAAAAAAUAGUUUCAAUCAACUUUUUAGACGUCAUCAAAAGGCUUUUUUCAAAGUAUAAAACACUAAAAAAUAAUAUCUUUAGAUCGAAGCCGUCGCGGUCAAAGAUUUCGAAGGCAUUGGCAGUGAUGAUCUCAGUUUCCAAGUGGGCAGUCGGUUGUCGAUUAUUCGCAAAGAGCCCGAUCUUUGGAAGGGUCGUUUGGACAAGAGGGUUGGCUGGUUUCCUCCGGAUUGUGUGAAAGAGCUGGAAGGGGAGUCGGCGGCGGAAAUGAGUUAUGUGACCAUUGUGUUGGCUGGAGCUGUUGUUGACAAGGUGAGUUGAGGCAUUUUUACAGAAUAUAUGCUAUAUUAAAUCUUGAUUGGGUUUUCUGUGAAGAUUCUUUAAUUUUUUGAGUUUUUGGGUCCCACCACGAAAAGCCUGAAAAUCAGGGGAAUGUCUCAAAAUUAUCUCGAACGCUUGGUAAUGUGUUUAAAUAGUUGUAGGAUGAAAAAAAUUAGCAUUUUUCUCCUAUGGUAUUUUAAAUUCUGUUUUUUCAAAAAAAAAAAUUCUUGGACGGUUCACAGAUCAUUUUUUAGCGAUUUCCCUAUGCUAAUUUUAGCGAUUUCCCUAUGCUAAUUUUUUGUUUGCAACCGGUUUGUAGAAGUCUAUCAAUGUUCUUGUGAUAUAAAAAUCCCGUUUUUCGAAUUUUUGGGUCCCACCACGAAGACCCUGAAUUUCAAGGAAAAGUCUGGAAAUUAGUAAAUACACUGCGGAAAUUACAUAAAAAUGGCAAAUUAGUUAAAAUGAAGGCUUUAAAAUCCCCAUCGUAUCUUAAAACCCGCUUUUCAGUCAUCAGAAAGCCGACCAUUCUCGUUCAAAGUCUCCCAGCCCACCUCCCAUUGGAAGACGAAAGAAGUUCUUGUUGCGGCCGACGAACGCGAAGAUAUGGAGGACUGGAUCAGCGCGAUAAAUUCGAUGACAAGAUCCGUGAACGAUAAAAUGAGUUUAAUCCGUUCGAAGGAGAAGCAAGUCCGGAUUGCCAGUGAAUUGUCUGCAUUGGUGGUGUAUUGCCAAGCGGUUCCGUUCAACCCCGACUUUACGCUGCAAGAUCCACGCUCCACCUUUUUCGAGAUGUGCUCGUUCAGUGAGAAUAAACACGAGAAGUUGCUGGAGAAGGGAUUGCCGUUGUUUAAUGCGCGACAGUUGUCGAGGGUUUAUCCGCAGGUGGGUUGGUCUUUUUGAUGAUUUUGGGUUUGAAAAUUGCAUCUUCGCUCGCAAAAAAUUGAUCAAAAAAAUUCCAUUUUACCACAAACUGAGUAGGUAAAAACCUUAAUCUGCUCAAAAAUUCACCUUGCCCAAAAUUCCCAUUUUGCCCAAAAAACUCCAUUUUGCCUAGAACCCAUUAACUAGAACCUUAAUUUGCUCAAAAAUUUACCUGGCUCAACUUUUCCAUCUUGCCCAAAGUGCCCAUUUUGCCCAAAAAGUCCCAUAAAAGAUGCUAAAAAUUUAUUAUCUAAUCUAAAAGCCUUAUUUUGCUCAAAAAAUUCUUGCCCAACAUUCCCAUCUUGCCCAAAAUGCCCGUUUUGCCCAUAAAAUCUCAUUUUACCAUAAAAACUCAAGACUUUAUCUCAUUCAAAAAAUCCAUCUUGCCCAGCAUUCCCAUCUUGCCCAAAAUGCCCGUUUUGCCCAAAAAAAUCCCAACUCACCCAAAAUCUUUCAGGCCUCUCGUCUCACCUCCACCAAUUUCAACCCCGUUCCAAUGUGGUCCUCCGGCUGUCAUAUGGUCGCAUUAAACUACCAGACCGGCGAUCGCGCGAUGAACAUGAACGAAGGCAAAUUCAUGGCGAAUGGCCGAUGUGGCUACGUCUUGAAGCCAUCGUAUCUUCAAGACGAAACCUUUCGUCCGGACCUUCGAAAUGACACCGAAAGAGAAGGAACGUAUCCGAUAACGCUGAAAUUGACGGUUAUUGCCGGAAGGCAUUUGAGUCGGAAAGAUUACAACAAGGGCAUUUGCUCACCGUUUGUUCACAUUGAAAUGAGUGGAUUGCCGACGGAUACGAGGACGGAUUGUACGAAUACGAUAAGUAAGUGGGGCACAUUUUAUACGAAAAAAUUUAUCUUGCUCAAAAAUUUUUAAGUAUUGCUUAACUGCCCAAAUAUCGCAGUACCGCCUAAUUUUUUUUGUCUUGCCCGGAAAAGAGCUAUUUGCCCAAAAAUUCCGCAGCUGUCCAAAAUUUCCAAGUUGCCAAAAAAGUCUCAUUUUGCUCAGUCAGCCCUAGUUUGCCUCAAAAACAUUAUUUUUUGGCCUGAAAUUCCCUGUCGACGCAGGAAUCCCAAUUUGCCCAAAUUGACCAAUUUGUCCACAAAAUCUCAUUUUGCCCAAGACACCAUAUUGUGCUUCAAAAACAUUAUUUUUCGACUUGAAAAAAAUCCCAAUUUGCCCAAAAUGACCAAUUUGCCCGAGACUCCAAUAUUUCACCAAAACAUCCAAAUUUCCCAGUAAAUUAUAUUUUUCCCUCAAAAACCCAUUUCUUUCAGCCUCCAACGGUCUGAAUCCCUUCUGGAACGAGACCUUUGAGUUCGACGUGUACCGCCCGGAACUGGCGCUGAUCCGAUUCCUCGUCGAAGACGGUGAUUUUGUCGGCCCAAAAACCGACCCUUUCAUUGGCCAAGCCGUCUUUCCCGUGGAUUGUUUGCGGCCGGGCUUUCGCUCGGUCCCAUUGUUGAACCAGUCCUCGGAGCCGUUGGAGAUCUCGUCCUUGUUGGUCUUCGUCCAAAUCCGACCGCUUUUCGGGACCGAAAAUGAUUGGAUCUCCCGGUCGGAAGUGCAUAAAUACCUGCAGCAGGGUCGGAGUACGGUCGAAGUGUUGCCGGAUGGAAGGAUGAGUAUUCCGAAGAAGAGCAGUUUGACUUCGAGUGAGUAAUUUGAAUUUUUGGCGAUUUUUGAAGAGAAUUUCACAAAAAAAUAAUUUUUAUAUUUUUUUCAGGCCUAACCUCCCAUUCAAGUGCUCCGACAGUAAAGCGAAAUAGUCACAGCUCCAAUGAAAAUGUAAAUGGCAGCUGUUCAACACUAACGUCCACCAAAUCCGCCGUCCCAAGGCUCUCGUUCGACGUCGGUUAUGGCGACUCGAUCAGCGUCACGACGCAGGACAGCGAUCGAGGGAACAGAGAGGGCACCGCGUCGCCGGCUGGCUCGCCGGUUUCACCGCGACUGGAGAGUUUGCGGUCGAUAAAUGGGGAGAGUCGGAGUAUCAGUAUGGAUUCGGAGGAGUGAGUCAUUUUUUAAAGUAUUUAUAAAAUAAAAUUUUUAGAAUUAAUUUUUUAGUAUUAUAUCAUAGUAAAAGAACGUCGUAGCUCUGUGAAAAACAUGGUAUCAGUUUGUCGGGAAAAUAAUGAUCACUCUGUCGCAUCGAAAAUCGCAUUGAGAAAAUGAAUUGUAAAAAUCGGAUUUCUUUUCACUUCAGCGACGCGAUCGGCGAUGCGACAUAGUGCCCAUUAUUUUCCCGACAGACUGGUACAUGUUUUUUCGACGGACUGCGGAUUUAUCUUUUUGCAUUUUUUUCGAACAGUGCGGGCUUUACGAACAUUAUGCACUGUGCAUGCGACAAACCGAAGUUGCUCCCGGUGCGACAUUCGAUUACACAGUGCAAAAUUUCAAAUUCACGGUGCAAAGUAUGAAUUUUUCAUGUGCUGGGGCGGCGACUCACCAGAUUUGCCAGCCUAGUUUUUUUGGUCGGCGGUCGAAAAAAAACUUUGCGAACGGACCAGCCUGUCGGAAAAAUAAUGAACAAAUUUCGCUUCGAUAAUCACGUCGCUGAAGUGAAAAGCAAUUUGAUUUUGCCGACACAAUUCAUUUUCUCUGCGGCGAUGCGAUUUUCGAUGCGACGGGAGGCUCAUUAUUUUCCCGACAAACUCAUUUUUUCAUAAAGUGCAUGGAAAUUUUAUCGCGAUAUAAGCAAUCUUCAACUUUGUCGUUGCCAUUUUGCUGAAAAUUUUUGGUUUUAUUUGUCUUUCUAAAAAUUUAUUGAUGAUUUUCAGAAACGGCCAGCCCUCCAAGAAGCCGGGAGCCCUCAAACGGCUCUUCCGCUUUGGCCGAUGA